Molecule: messenger RNA, 336 nt
Organism: Cetraspora pellucida
Lineage: Eukaryota; Fungi; Glomeromycota; Glomeromycetes; Diversisporales; Gigasporaceae
Source: the annotation of a GenBank genome assembly
AUGGUGCCUGUUUUUACUAAUGUCAAGAGAAAUGCUUUGAAAAAGGUACAAGCAGUUGAAGUCAAACUAUCAUUAGUUGAUUUAGAUGCUCUCUCUCAAUGUGCAAAUCAACCUAAUUUCUCGCCAAAUUUCUUGGGGCACGAUAUUCCAUGUGUUAUACUAUUAUUUGUUUUUGGUGUUAAAGUAUUGAAAAGUUUUGGUUAUGGAUUAAAAGAACGUCUUAACAAAAAAGAUGAUCAAGGUGAAAUUACUCCACAAACUCCUGUCCCUUUGGUACAAAUUUGGGAUGAUCUAGAGACUGAGCCGGGUCCUAAAAAAUGGACCAUUGAUGAUUAA